Molecule: messenger RNA, 462 nt
Organism: Cornus florida
Lineage: Eukaryota; Viridiplantae; Streptophyta; Magnoliopsida; Cornales; Cornaceae
Product: extracellular ribonuclease LE-like
Exons: 3
Coding region: 1-462 (153 amino acids)
Biological process (GO): RNA catabolic process
Cellular component (GO): extracellular region
Molecular function (GO): ribonuclease T2 activity; RNA binding
Source: RefSeq, a predicted model, not a curated record
AUGAAAUCAAUCUCUUCCUUAGCUUCACUUCUUAUCAUUUGUGCUCUAUCAGUUUCAACAUAUCCAUGUUUUGCUGAGAAUGGCAUUGGUUUCUUCUACAUUGUUCUUCAGUGGCCAGGGUCAUAUUGUAAUACAAAGCAGGGCUGUUGCUAUCCCAAAAAUGGAAAACCUGCAAAUGAUUUCAGCAUAGGUGGACUAUGGCCCUUUUACUUCAAUGGCACAUUCCCAACCUAUUGCAAUCCUCACAGCAGUUUUAAUUUGUCUAAGAUUUCAGACCUGACCAAGAUAAUGCAACAAAAUUGGCCAUCACUCGCCUGUCCAAGGAGUGACAGUAAAAGCUUGUGGUCACGUGAAUGGCAGAAAUAUGGGACCUGUUCAGAAUCUCUACUCAAUCAGCAUCAGUACUUUGAGGCAGCACUCAAUCUCAAGGAAAAAAUUCACCUACUAAAGAUACUUAAUUAA